AAGAAAGAAAACAGUGACAAAGGUUCUCAAGACUCCAUGAUUAUUCAAAUUCUCUCCAACACAGGACUUGAGGGUUCCCCUACUUAACCCAAAGUAAGAGGACCUCUCAAAGGUUCUACAGAGACUUUGUUUGGAAGCUUAAAAAACACACACACAAAGAAAAAGGAAAGGUGAAGAAAGAGUGAAGGAAAGUUUCUCAUCAGGAUUAUAGGGAUGAAUAGAGGUGUUUUACAAAGCUCACCGGUGCAACAAAUGAUGGCCGGAAACCCUAACUGUUGGAAUAUUAAUAACAUGCGUCCACCAACACAACCAUCUUCUCCUUUCUUGCCUAGUCCAAUUUUUUUUCCUCAAUAUGCACCCACUUCUUCUUCUUCUUCUUCUUCAAUUCCCUCUUGGCAUGAUAGCCAGGAGCUUCCUGAGUCUUGGAGCCAACUACUCUUGGGUGGAUUGGUGGGAGAAGAAGAUAAGGAUGGUAUGAGCCAGUUUCAAGCUGCUAAGAAGUUGGAGAAUUGGGGGGAACAAUUAUACAGUCAGGCUGCAAAUGCUUCUGUUGUUAAUAUCAAGCAAGAAAACUCAGUAAGCAACUAUGUGUAUGGGCAUGGAAGUGAGGAUUUUCAGGCAGCAAAAGCUACUUGGUCUCAAGUAAUGCCUGCUUCAUCUCCAAACUCAUCUUGUGUGACAAGUUUCAACAAUAACAUGUUGGAUUUCUCUAGUAUUAAGGUAGAUGGAAGGCACCCACCACCCGAUCCAUCUUCUGAGUGUAACAGCAUUGCAAAUGGUGGGGCACUUAAGAAAGCUAGGGUUCAGCCUUCUUCAACCCAACCUACCUUCAAGACCACACCCGCAGGCUACACAUCCCCGACAGACACAUACGAACAUCCAUGGGUGAGGAAGGAGAAAUUAGGUGACAGAAUUACAGCCCUCCACCAGCUUGUAUCUCCAUUUGGAAAGACUGACACAGCCUCUGUCUUGUUAGAAGCUAUUGGAUACAUCAGAUUCCUUCAGAGUCAAAUUGAGGCCCUAAGCUUACCUUACUUGGGCAGUGGAUCAGGAAACAUGAGGCAGCAACAACAGUCUGUUCAAGGAGAAAGGAAUUGUUUAUUUCCUGAAGACCCUGGUCAGCUGCUGAAUGAGAACUGUAUUAAGAGGAAAGGUGGCCCUGAGCAGGAUUCUCAUGAAGAACCAAAGAAAGACCUGAGGAGUAGAGGGUUGUGUCUGGUUCCAGUGUCAUGUACACUGCAAGUUGGGAGUGACAAUGGAGCUGACUAUUGGGCUCCAGCUCUCGGAGGGGGCUUCCGAUAGAUGGGAAUUUAAUUUGGUAGCAUAUACAGCACAAUAAGAGCUUCACAGAAACGAUAUAACAUCAUGAGCAGUCACUCUGCUAAAAAUCUAAGGCUGAUUGCUCAUGAUGCUAUACAAUCUUGAAUUCAUACAUGUGUGCUGUACAUGUGGCUAGCAUUUGUGAGCCCUUAAGACUAAUUAAUUUAUGUCAAUUAAGCUUUAUCUAUCUUCAUCCUAAAGCUGCUGCUACAAUGCUUUACUUGUAUAUGCAGUGUUAGUAUGAUUGAUCAUCUUAAAUGUUGCUUAGAAAGUAGCAUUCAUCUAA
This is a messenger RNA of Quercus robur (English oak), 1606 nucleotides long. RefSeq names its product transcription factor bHLH68-like. Gene Ontology annotation, cellular component: nucleus. The record is from RefSeq and is a predicted model, not a curated record. Lineage: Eukaryota; Viridiplantae; Streptophyta; Magnoliopsida; Fagales; Fagaceae. The coding region runs from base 214 to 1302 and encodes 362 amino acids. Gene Ontology annotation, molecular function: RNA polymerase II cis-regulatory region sequence-specific DNA binding; protein dimerization activity; DNA-binding transcription factor activity, RNA polymerase II-specific. The transcript is spliced from 10 exons. Gene Ontology annotation, biological process: regulation of transcription by RNA polymerase II.